This is a messenger RNA of Psammomys obesus (fat sand rat), 1594 nucleotides long. RefSeq names its product nuclear receptor corepressor 1. The coding region runs from base 436 to 765 and encodes 109 amino acids. The transcript is spliced from 3 exons. The record is from RefSeq and is a predicted model, not a curated record. NCBI's taxonomy places the organism in Eukaryota, Metazoa, Chordata, Mammalia, Rodentia, Muridae.
CCAAGCCUUCAUCCCUAGGAAACCUGGAUUCCUGUUCUACAAUUGACUUUUUCCUGUUCUAUUUGUGCAUCCCCCUUCAGCAAUGCAACAUUUCUUUUUCUCUUGUGAAUUAUCUUAUUUUUGUUUUAAAUUUUCUACCUGAUCUCACUUUUUCUUUCUAAUAUCCUCUCUGUCCCAAGAAAGAUAUUUUCAUUUCAUCACAUAGUAAAUGAAAUGUAUGUAGAAAAGUAAAAGGUUAAUUUUAUUCUGGAAUUUCUUGAUUAUCUCGUCUCAAUUAACCUAAAGAUUUGUUUGAAUGCAGCAGCUGCACAACCGGGAACUGAGAUCUUCAAUCUGCCAGCAGUUACUACAUCAGGUGCAGUUAGCUCAAGAAGCCAUUCUUUUGCUGAUCCUGCCAGUAACCUUGGUCUAGAAGACAUCAUCAGAAAGGCUCUCAUGGGAAGUUUCGAUGAUAAAGUUGAAGAUCAUGGCGUUGUCAUGCCCCAGACUGUAGGAGUUGUGCCUGGUAGUGUCAGCACCUCAGUUGUGACGAGCAGUGAGACACGAAGAGAUGAAGGGGACCCAUCAGCUCAUUCAGGUUCUACUCAGUUCCCUUACAACCCUCUGACCAUGCGGAUGCUCAGCAGCACACCACCAACACCGAUCGCAUGUGCCCCAUCUGCUAUCAACCAAGCAGCUCCUCAUCAACAGAACCGCAUUUGGGAGCGGGAACCUGCCCCACUUCUCUCAGCGCAGUAUGAGACACUGUCUGACAGUGAUGACUGAACUGUGCACAGGAGUUUGGUUUUAAUUGCAGAUUAAAAAAAAAAAAUCUGCCCUCCUAUGAUUUGUGCCCAGAGACUUCUCAGGAGAGCCAGGGCCACAGAUGAAGAAAUGAUGGAAAUUCGUUUUGAAAAUCAAAUUGGGGGUGGGGGGGGGGAGGGACCUGCCUUCAAAUAUCGGCAAUUCAAUGGAUUGUAACAGAGGAGGGUUGAUGUGUAGAGUUUUUUAAAAAGUGGACAAUUCUUGUUCUAACAUCUGUUUGUAAAGAAAACCAUGAUGUCUUUAAAUCACUCUUCUGUAAAUAGAUGACCUUUUUGCAGUGUAUCCCCUUGCUGUAGUAUCUGGUGUACUUAAAUUUAAAUCAGCGCAUCAACACUGGGGGUAAUUUUUUAAAUUCUUUGUGUAUCUUUUUAACCCCAGCCUUCUAAACAACCUCACACAGCCCAGUUACACAAUGCUGGCUGUCAUGGGCAUUGUACUUUUGUUUCCUCUAAAUUCAGCUUUCCCAGUGAUGUUUAAAUCUUGUGGAAAUGUUUAGGUUUUUAACACAUACCCUGUCAUAAAGUCUGUAUGAGGUCAAAGGGCAGGAGCAACAGAACUGUCAUUUUGUGAGUUUCCAGUGCGGGCUAUACUUUUGUCUUUAGUAGCACUGAAAAAAAAAAUUACUGCAUGGGUAUGUUAUAGUUCAGUUUUAAAGUUUAAAGGCUUAUUUGAGGCAUACCUCAAUGUUUAUGCACACUGGUAAUUUAACCAUGACCCUAAGUAUUCUUCUGCAUUUGAUGCAGCCCGACAAAGCUUCUGUUCUGAAAUAAAUUUGACUAUCCUGUCCAUA